Molecule: messenger RNA, 351 nt
Organism: Racocetra persica
Lineage: Eukaryota; Fungi; Glomeromycota; Glomeromycetes; Diversisporales; Gigasporaceae
Source: the annotation of a GenBank genome assembly
ACCUGUUUCUGAUAUGUCAUCUGAUGAUUUGAGUUAUAAUACUACUGUGAUAAAUGGAAUUGAAGAGAGUGGUCAGUCGGUUAAUUUUGAUAAUAUUUUUUCCUCGUUUGGAACUGCCGUUUUAUCUACUUAUAUUAUGCUUACUGGUGACUCCGCUUCUUUAUCUUUAUGGGCUCUACGUGAUAACUUUGUUCUGAUCAUUUUAAUGGUCGCAUUUUCAUUUUUGACUAUGAUAUAUUUAUUAAAUUUAUUUAUUGGAAUUCUUGGUAAAAUUAUUAAUGAAACUAAUCAUGAAGAAUCAUUUUUGAUUCAUAAAGCCAAGGUAUUGGCUGAAAUUGAAAUGUUUUAUAU